GUCUUCUUCAAUACCAAUACUUUAUUCCAGAAUUAUCCUCACCGCCUUAUCUUAUUUACUAAUCAAACCUUCCUUAAACCCCACCUCUGGGCUCUGUUUCUGUAUAUAUAUAAACCCUUUAAUAAUUACUAUUUCGGAGCUCUGUUUUUUUCCUUUUUUUUGUUCAUUUUUCAUGUGUUGGGUAUGCCGGAAAUUGAUGUAUUAGUUGCCGGAGUUUGAGAAAAGAACUCACUUUUCCCCUUUUUGUGUAGUUUCAUGUAUUGGGUUUGUUGGGUAUUGACGGAUUUGUUGCCGGGGUUUGAGAGAAGAAAACUUCCUUAUCCCCUGUUUUUCCAUUUCUUACUUGUUGGGUUUGCCGGGAAUUGACGUAUUGGUUGCCGGAGAUUGAGAAAAGAACUCCCUUUUCCCCUUUUGUAAUUUCAUGUAUUGGGUUAGCUGGGCGUUGACGUAUUAGUUGCCGGAGUUUGAGAGAAGAAAACUCCCGUAUUCCCUGUUCUUCCAUUUUUUACUUGUUGGGUUCGCCGGGAAUUGACGUAUUGGUUGCCGGAGUUCGAGGAAAAACACCCCUUUUUAUCUGAUUCAGUUAUUGGGUUUGCAGGGGAUUGCGUGUUUGUUGCCGGAGUUCGAGAAAAAAACACCCUUUUGCAGCUGAUUCAGUUACUGGUUCUGCCGGGGAUUGCGUGUUAAUUGCCGGAGUCUGUCUGCAUAUUUCACUUAUUGGGUUCACAAGAAACUGACGCAGUAUUCGCCGGAGAAAUGGUGGAAGGCGGUGCAGGACCAGAGUUCCCGGUGGUAUUUUACGACGGAGAAAGAGAAAUGAACAUCGGAAGUAUACGUAUAUACCCUUUACUAGAAUUCAAAGCAUUUCAAUUAAUGUUAAGCCAAAGAAUCGGAAUCUCACCGAAUCAGAUUUCAAUUUACUUAUGUGAUCGGAAAACCUCAAAGUUCGAAGAUCGACGACGAAUCCCCAUCACCGGUAAAGCUAAUUUCAGUUUAAUUGCUCGUGAAAUAGACUGUUUCUUUCUCGUGGUUCUAAAACGGUCGCGAAAAUCACGUAAUCGUAAGGUUAUAAAACCCGGUGGAUUCGUUACGGAGAAUGAAUCAUUCUCCGUAACCCCACCGGGUAAUCCCAUUCUCCUCCGACGAACCCACCCGAAUCAAUUCGGGUCACCGUUUUUCGAUCAAAUUUCACCGUUAGAACUGGAAAAUUUGAACGAGAAGUUGCAGAGUUUGAAGAUUCAGAGAGACGAUUACAAUUACUCCAUGGAUGUAUCCUCAAUUCCGAUGCAUCGGAAUAAUCCGUUUCCGAGGAUACAAGAUACUUUUCCGGUGAAGAUGAAAGCUAAAUGUGAGCAAUGCAGAAAGGGUAAUAAUGGAAAUGAAGAAAUACCCAGUUUUCAUCACUGCAAAAAUGAUCCGGUGAUUGUCGGAGUUUACCGGAGCCGGUUUGGACCGGUGUCGCCGGCCGGAUUUUGUUAGUUUACCGGCGUUUCUUUUGGAGCAGAAGAGAAGGAAUCUGCUGCAUUUGUGGUAUAUGGUAAGGAAGAUGUACCAUAAUAUUAGUUUAUAAUUAGGGAAGUGAUUAAGGAAAUUGGAUUAGUUUGCCACUAAAUAAGUUUUUUUUUUUUUUAAAUAUAAAAUAGAUUAUUCACUAUAUUGGUUAUUUUGGGAGUUUGAUGAAAUGUAAUAUGGAGAAUUUUUCCAUGAAUUGAAUUUUUCAUAAAGUGUGAAUUGA
Solanum pennellii is the source of this 1735-nucleotide messenger RNA. RefSeq lists its product as uncharacterized. Lineage: Eukaryota; Viridiplantae; Streptophyta; Magnoliopsida; Solanales; Solanaceae. The record is from RefSeq and is a predicted model, not a curated record. Bases 757 to 1479 code for a protein of 240 amino acids. The transcript has a single exon.